Lathyrus oleraceus (garden pea) is the source of this 1968-nucleotide messenger RNA. RefSeq lists its product as uncharacterized. NCBI's taxonomy places the organism in Eukaryota, Viridiplantae, Streptophyta, Magnoliopsida, Fabales, Fabaceae. The record is from RefSeq and is a predicted model, not a curated record. The coding region runs from base 1 to 1968 and encodes 655 amino acids. The transcript has 2 exons.
AUGUCACAACAUCAAGAUACAUAUGCCUCUAAAAAUACUAAGUCUACUCCAAAAGCUAGUGUUCCUCCCAUGGACGUCCCUGAUGAUGAGAUUCUGGAUGUUGCUCCUCUCUCUGUUAUUCUCAGCGCGGAUAUUGAUUUGGACCAACCCAUCUCCAUUGAUGCCUCCGCUUCUGCAUGUUCCAAACAAGGUAAUCCCUCUAGUAUUCCGUCUGGUUCAACUCCUGACACUAAUUCUAAGGAAGGAACACACUAUACUGAUCAUGUUAUAAGAGAUCUAGUUACUAGAAUUCUUAAUGAAGGCCACUCUGUGAAGGGAGUUUCUACUUCCCUUUCUCAAAUGCAUCCCUCACCUGAGGUUGAACAACCUAGUGGUAAGGGUGAUGAUUCCUCCAGUUCUGAAAAGGACUUGGCUGCUGAAGGGUUGCGCUCUCUAAAGCAAACCAUGUCUAAAAAAGGGAAAUUUGUGACCUCUAACACUGCUAAUGCUUCCCACUCUGAGAAGCAUGAUGAUGCAAACGUUGUGAUUGAUCUAGAGCAUGGUAGCUCUGAUGAUCAAGAGGAAAGCUUGAUUCAUCACAUGAAGCCAAGUGUGGCUAAACGCAUGAAGACUCGUAAAAGAAAGUAUGUGGCUGAACUUAUGUCAGCUAGAAAAGCUAAGAAUACUGCUGGUAUUGGUCCCUCCAAACCAUGGAUCAUGGUGGAAAUAAAGAAGAGGAAGGUCAGAGAUGAUUCUGAGCCUGAAGAGGAUGUUGAGGAAGAUGUCCCUGACAUCUCGCCUGUGAAGAAAACUACUGUUAGGAAGUCUCCUUUUAAUGUGCAUGUUGUUCAUUUGGAUAACAUCUCCUUUCAUCUUAAGGAUGGAGCUACUAAGUGGAAAUUUGUGAUUCAGAGAAGGGUAGCUGUGGAAAGGGAAUUGGGAAAAGAUGUUGCUGAUGUCAAGGAGGUCAUGGACCUGAUAAAAGCUGUUGGGCUUUUGAAGACUGUUACUGGGUUCUCUCAAUGCUACAAAGGUUUAGUCAAGGAAUUUAUUGUUAAUAUUCCUGAGGAUAUUUAUGAUAAGAACAACAAGGAGUUCUGCAAGGUGUAUGUGAGGGGUAAGUGUAUAACAUUCUCUCCUACUGUUAUUAAUAAUUUUCUAGGUAGAAAUAAUGAGGGUGCAGGAGAAUUAGAAGUUACAGACAAUCGGGUCUGUAGGGAGAUUACAACUAGGCAGGUGAAAGUUUGGCCUGUUAAAAGGCAUCUUCUUGCUGGGAAGUUGACUGUCAAGUAUGCUAUCCUGAAUAAAAUAGAAGCUGCUAACUGGGUCCCUACCAACCAUAUCUCCACCAUUGUUAAUACUCUUGGGAGGUUUAUUUUUGCUAUUGGGAUAAAAGUGAAAUUUGACUAUGGUAGAUUUAUGUUUGAUCAAAUCAUUAAGCAUGCAACUACUAAUGCAGUUAAGCUGCCAAUUGCUUUUACCUCUAUGAUCUGUGGAAUCAUCUUAAACCAAUAUCCUGGUAUUCUGUGCUCAAAUGAUUUACCUAGUAGGAUAAAACCAGCUCUGGCUGUGCACUACAAACUCUUUGAAGGCAGUCAUGUCGAGGAUAUUGUCAUGACAUCUGCCAUGAAGGGGCCAACCUCAAAAGUUGGAGCAAUUGUUGAGCUUAAGGAGACAUGCAAAGAGCUAGGUGAAAGGAUUAGGGUAGCCACAACUAGAAAAAUAUCCUUGGAAGCCUUGAUUGCAAGCUUGGAGCAGGCUGAGGGUGAAAAUGUUGAACAUGCUAAUGUCAGCCAUGAAGAAGAAGCUGAAGCCCACACCUCUAGGAGAGGUCUGCUAAAAAUGAUGAUUCAAGUGGCAAUUCUGCUUCUGGUGCUGAUGAAGAGGCUGCAAACUCAAGCUCUACUGAGUAGCUCUGUUGGCUUUGGUCCCUCUUGUUUUGAUGAUUUUCUUGGCUCUAUGUAUGUACUUGGUUAUGUAACUCUUUAA